AUGAAGUAACAAUACUAGCUGCCUUAUUUGGAUGUCAAGUGUCAACGAAUAAAAUGCCAUUGUGAUUUGUGAAUCAAAAGAGCGGGAAAGCCACAUUAGUAAUGUACACCUACAGUCCCAUUUGCGCUAUACUCUCUCAUUCACCGAUCGUAUACCCUCCUAAUUUGAGCUGCAGUUGACGGCGGCAAGUUGGAGUAAAUUGCUUUUGAUUGUUGCUGCCAAUUUUCUCUGAUUUUCCUUUUUUUGUAAAAAAUGGGGAGUGGAUCAGCGUUUUCCAUGGAUGAAUAUGAGUCGUUAAUGGCGACCUCAGAUGUGGAGCUUCUCAAGAAAGCUUGGCGAAACGAAAAAUCUGCUCCCGAAAUUCUUGAAUUUCAGAUUUCUUUGGUUCAAAGAUCUCGCGAACAAAUUCAACUUAUGGAGGAGACCAUCGAGGAAUAUACAAAAAAUGGUUUUGAUCCUCUGAUUGUAUCUGUAUAUCAAAUGGAUAUGGAUCGAGCUCAAUAUUUGUUGAGAUCUUAUCUUCGGACUCGUCUUCAAAAGAUUGAGAAGGAUAUGAUUCAUAUUUCUAAAUCAGACCUUUGGAAUCGACUUUCUAAAGAGGAGCAAAACUUCACGAAUAGAUGUUAUGAAAGUAUGAAGAAUUAUCUGGAUGAGUCUGUUUUGUCAAAAUUACCUAUUGGUUACCAGUCUGAUAUAAAGCAAUCCAAUGCUAGCGAAGAAGAUGACAUGGUCCCAGAGCCAAAUUUGGAUACAUUUGUCUUUUGCAAGAGUGAGAAUUCUAUUGGAGCCAUUCCUCUUGAUGACAGUGCGGAUGAGAUUGUAGACCUGAUAGCUGGUGAUUUAUAUAUACUUCGUUACAAGUCUAUUAAGCCAUUUGUCGAGAAUGGGCAAAUUGAUCUUGUUUGAGUUCCUAUUUACCACCAACAAUUCUAGUUAGCUCUUCACGAAAGUGAAAGGGCAUGGAGCAAAGUGCCAAGAGGGAACACUUUGGACUGCUCUGGAAUAUGUUCAUCUUUGUGGAUGUGAUUGAGAACUCUCUGCUCAGGGUAACUUCUUAUUCUGCUGAUUUGACUGUAAUGCUUUUUCUUCCUCAUAUUUCAAACGCAAGACCAUACAUGUGCUGGAACUCUGAAAAUCAUACUGAAAGAUUACAAUCAAGAAAUAUGGUAUCUAUUUUAUUGUCUGCUUCA
Amaranthus tricolor (Joseph's coat) is the source of this 1190-nucleotide messenger RNA. RefSeq names its product DNA replication complex GINS protein SLD5. Gene Ontology annotation, biological process: DNA-templated DNA replication; double-strand break repair via break-induced replication. NCBI's taxonomy places the organism in Eukaryota, Viridiplantae, Streptophyta, Magnoliopsida, Caryophyllales, Amaranthaceae. The coding region runs from base 253 to 906 and encodes 217 amino acids. The transcript is spliced from 7 exons. The record is from RefSeq and is a predicted model, not a curated record. Gene Ontology annotation, cellular component: GINS complex.